UUUCAAUCUUCUUCCAAAGGUAUCAGGUUGCUUCUCCACUAUAGGGUCGAAAAAGCUGCUUUUGUUCUCAACCACAAAUUUCUCUGGAAAUCUCUUAGGGGACGACUUAGCCCUAUAAAAGGGGGUCAGGUGGAGUCAGGAGGAAUUUGGGAGAAGGCUAUGGAGGGCCCGGCUUGCAGCACCAUGAAGAGCUUUCCCGUUGGCUUUCUUCUUCUCCUGAUCUUCAUUCUCAGUGUCCAUUCUGGAGUAGCCACACGUGGCAGUGAUAUAGCCAAGUUCUGCUGCUUCAAAUACAGCCACAAGAUCCUUCCCUGGAAGUCGGUGCAUUCCUAUCACUUCACCAGGAACAGCUGCCCCCAGCAGGCUGUGAUAUUCACUACCAAAAAAGGCCUUAAAGUCUGUGCCCAGCCAAAGGAAAAAUGGGUGCGAAGAUACGUUUCUUUACUCAGAAAACAGCAGUGAUGGAAACUGUAGGAUUUUAAGCCCAAGGGCACCUAGGCCCUGCUCUUGACCCUGCUGCCCUUGGUGGGACCUGGAGAUUUUCUUCAGCAGAAGUUUCUGUGGGACUGAGGGGGAAGGGAGGUUUAUAAUAACGAUUCUAACAAUUUCUUUUUUCGUUAAGCUUCGAUUUGCUCCUAAACAUUCUUAUUCAGUAAAACAGGAGUCUUCUCCAAAGGAGAGAAAUGGAGUCAAUAUUUUUGGCUGGUUCCCUGCACCAAUGCUGGUGUGGAAUUCUGCCUUGUGUUUCUGUGUCCCCCACCCCUCCCCAAAAAAAGCCAGGGAGAUAUAUUUUGGCAAAAUGCCCAUUAAAUGUUUUCAUAUUAUUUAGA
Messenger RNA from Mustela erminea (ermine), 830 nucleotides. It is a transcript of the gene CCL26, whose product is annotated as C-C motif chemokine ligand 26. Gene Ontology annotation, molecular function: chemokine activity; CCR chemokine receptor binding. Lineage: Eukaryota; Metazoa; Chordata; Mammalia; Carnivora; Mustelidae. Gene Ontology annotation, cellular component: extracellular region. Bases 160 to 462 code for a protein of 100 amino acids. The transcript has 3 exons. Gene Ontology annotation, biological process: immune response; monocyte chemotaxis; positive regulation of ERK1 and ERK2 cascade. The record is from RefSeq and is a predicted model, not a curated record.